AUGGCUUCGAUGGAUGAAACAAAUAUUUUUGAUCUUCCAUCUAAUACACACAAUAGUAUAUCAGUGGAUUCCCUUUCAAGCCAACCUGUGGAUGAUAACAGAAAUGAAGACGAAAGGAAUUCAAAUCAAGCAAAUGAAGGUGCCAAUAGGAAAAAAAAGAAAAAAACUUCAAUUGUGUGGAAUGACUUUGAUGAAAUUCAAGUUGCUGAAGGUGUUAAGAAAGCUAUUUGCAAAUACUGUAAAAAUGCAUUUGCUACUGGGGGAAGAGGUGCGAGCACAAGCCAUCUAAAGAGACAUUCAGAAGGGUGUUUGCAGAGGUCAGUACAAAUGGCUUCACAAAAGAAACAAUGUGUCAUUCCUUUUAAGCCAUCCAAUUCAAGUAAUCCGUUUAUAAGUCCGGGGUUUAGAUUUUCUAAUGAAAAGAUGAGGGAAGUCAUUGCCACUUCUAUUAUGGUACAUGAGUAUCCUUUUAGCAUUGUAGAAGACGAUGCUUUUAUAUGGUCAUUUCAGUAUGCGAACCCUGAAUUUCAGAAAGUUUCUCGUAAGACGAUACGAAGUGAUUGCAUAGCAAUAUAUGAAGCAGAAAGAAAAGCAUUGAAGGAAUUAUUAAAGAGUGUGAGCAAGAUUAGCUUGACAACAGAUAUGUGGAAAUCCAGUCAUCAAGUGAUUGAAUAUAUGGUAAUCACUGGUCAUUUUAUAGAUUAUGGGUGGAAGCUUCAGAAAAGGAUUUUAAGCUUUGUCAAGGUGCCUGCUCCAAGGCGAGGAAUUGAUGUAGCCAAUGCCAUUUUCAAAUGUUUGAAGGCUUGGGGGAUCGAAGAUAAAGUGUUCUCAGUAUCAGUUGACAAUGCUUCAUAUAAUGACUCGUGCUUGAGAUGGGCUUAG
Andrographis paniculata is the source of this 882-nucleotide messenger RNA. RefSeq names its product zinc finger BED domain-containing protein DAYSLEEPER-like. Gene Ontology annotation, molecular function: DNA binding. Bases 1 to 882 code for a protein of 293 amino acids. The record is from RefSeq and is a predicted model, not a curated record. NCBI's taxonomy places the organism in Eukaryota, Viridiplantae, Streptophyta, Magnoliopsida, Lamiales, Acanthaceae. The transcript has 2 exons.